Molecule: messenger RNA, 2751 nt
Organism: Babesia microti strain RI
Lineage: Eukaryota; Apicomplexa; Aconoidasida; Piroplasmida; Babesiidae
Product: Cleavage and polyadenylation specificity factor subunit 2
Exons: 1
Coding region: 1-2751 (916 amino acids)
Biological process (GO): mRNA 3'-end processing by stem-loop binding and cleavage
Cellular component (GO): mRNA cleavage and polyadenylation specificity factor complex
Molecular function (GO): RNA binding
Source: RefSeq, a predicted model, not a curated record
AUGGGGAUGUACGUGACGAUACAGCCCAUUCUCACAGAUAGCGAAUGGGCAACACUUGUAAGUAUCAAAUUGUCAAAUUAUCGCAUUAAAUUGUUGGUAGAUUGUGGAUUAUCUGAUGGCUUCAAUUGCCAUUCCAUAAAAAAAUUGCUCAUGCAAUCCAUAGGGAUCAAAUAUAUUUUCCUCACUCAUUCUACCUUAGAGCAUGUAGGAGGAUUGCCGUUUUUAAUGCGUAAAUAUACGAAAUUACGCAACAAGCCACAAAUCAUAUGUACUGACCCAACUUAUAAGUUAGCCAAGGCAAAUCUAUUGGACUUGGUAGACAACAUGUCACUCAAUCUACCAAAGUCCAAGCUACAUUACUCAGCUGAUGAAAUAAAUUCAGCCCUAUCUAACUCCAAGUUGUUGAGAUACGAUGAGCAUAUAACUCUUGAUUCUGCAAUUGAUGGUCUAUCACUUCACGUAAUAAACAGCGGUCAUUCUGUUGGAGGAUCGGCAUAUGUACUUACAAUGGGCACCAAGCAAAUUUUAAUAGCUAGAAAGAUUUCGUUGAUUUCCAAAUGGCAUCUUAACUCCUUAUCCCUUAGCACGGUUAAUAAUCCUUACUUGCUGAUAACAGAUUUUCCCAAGCUAUCAAUCAACGCAUGCCUGCUACAUUCAUCAUUGGAUAUGGUGAUCCAUAAAACGAUUAAUACGCUCAAAAAUGGAAACUGUGUAUUAUUACCCAUUGAUAUUGAUUCCAGAAUGGUGGAGCUGCUACACCACUUUGAAAUGUGUUGGAAAAGCCAUUAUGUUGCCAAAUGGCCUCUCAUCAUUGCAUCCCCUAUUGUAUCAAAGAUGUCUUUAAUUUUCAGCACCAGCAUUGAGUAUAUGAGUUCAAAAGUCAAGUCUGAAUUUUCAAGAGACUUAAAAAAUCCACUAAUCUUUGACAACGUAAUAUAUUUGGACAAAUUGGAACAACUGAAGCCAUUCACCAACGUCCCUUGUGUAAUCUUUUCGACUCCUGGAUCCUUGAAUUGGGGCUUUUCAAAUGCUUUAUUUGCAGCUAUUGGGAGUAAAAAAGGCAAUCUCAUAAUAUUAAGUAAGGAACCCACAACAAAAACAUUAGCCCGUAAACUUAGCUUAUAUACCAGUAAGGUCGACGGGUCUACAUGGAUGAAGGUCAAUACAAGCAGUGAUAAAGGGAGCAAUCCAAAUGGUAAACAAAAAAGCAAAAGGAAUAAAUUCAGUUGGUUAUUUAGGUUCAGGAAACCACUCAGUGUAAGUGAAUGUUAUGAAUUGUAUAAGCAGAAUCAAUUGGAAAUUGAUUCUGAGAUUAACACUGUAGGUGAUAAUACUAUGAAAAUAGAUGAGGUUAGCAUGGAAAAUGACAUUUGUGACGUUACACAUGAAUUAAAUACUGGGCAAAGCUUUUAUGGCGAACCACAGCAAACUAAAAACAAAUUAUAUUCCAUAAUUUCCAGUGACCCUCUUGGCCAUUUGAAGUUUAAUAAAUUGGAUAACAGCAGUUAUCCCACGUUUUCUGAUAAAAUAUCAAAUCCAGUAUUUGUUAAUGUUACCAGUAAUGCUAUAAGCAGCGCUGAAGAUGACUACGGCUUGGUCAAUCAGUUUGCCGAGUUAUGGAAAUCACAAGUUAACAAAACUGGUGAAAACGAUAAAAAAAAUGUAUCCGUAGAUAAUCAGCAGAUCGGUGCUAAAACUGAUGAGGUUGAAGAUAUGAUGGAUUUAGGUCAAAAAUGCCUAAAUACACAAUCGCACGACACAGAACGCUACAGUAUUGAUACUCCUCUUGAUUACUAUCUUAAACUGUAUAAAUCGCAAAAAAAUAUCAAUAAUACUAACAACACUAAAAAUAAUGGCCUUGAUGGACGAAAUGGCGAUAGUGGUAUGCAAAAUGACUGGAUGAACUCAUUAAUACGUUGGUUUGGGAAAAUGCCCUCACAAUACGUAAAAAAGAGGAUUCGCCAGUGCGUAAGGGCAAAGGUUAUAAUGCCAAUUGGCCUGGAAAAUACAAUUGAUCAGUACAGUUUGUAUACAUUGAUUUCCAAGCUUAAAGUUAAGAAGGUUUGUUUACUCCCACUAUUACAUGACAAUAAGGCUAGUGUUGCAAAUAAAAACCUAAGUGAUAUAAAUAGUAUUGUGAGUUAUAAGUACAAAAUACCUUCACCAAUGGAAUCGCUAGUGGAGUGUUCUAUUGCUAUCAGUGAAGAGCCAAUAAAUACGCCAAUUAACAGGGAUAGUAAUACCUAUAUAUUCGAUAAGAUACUAGAUAAUUGUUCUAGGGAAGCAAGAAAAAAAUUUAGACAAUUGAAUUUGAAGGUCAAAUUCAAUAAAAUUAACGAAGGCCCUGAGCCAAGAUUAUCAUUUUGGCAAUCUAAACAACCCUGCCUUUAUGCUAUGUGUUUGGCUCCUGAACAGAAUGAGUCCCAGGAAAACAGUACUGCACAUGAUGCUCGUGAGAAUUUUUACAGUGAAGUGGAGCACCAGUUCCCUAAUAUUCCAAUAUUUAAAGUGGCUGAAACAUUCAACCAAUUAUUACCAGGGCAAAUAUCGGUAGUGGGUAGACAUUCAGCAAUUGUAAUUGCUUCCAAGACUGUUGUACAACGUGUAGAAGAUAGUGGAAUUGGUACUAUUGCCACUGGUGUUAAGAGUGGUCUUACAGAUGGGAAAAAAUGGAUAUUAAGGGGUACAAUCGAUCCUACCUACUAUUUGGCUAGGAAGACUUUAUAUGCACUCCACGGUAAUCCAUUUUAG